CCAGCCUCCCCUCUACCCAAUGACUCCUGACCCACACACAUCAUGGGCUGCUAACAAACAUAAGGACAACUUAGGGCUUCAUUUGCUCUUCGCGCUAGCCUUGCAAUUUUCCCACAGGCCACGCUCGGAGGUGUAUACAAUAAUUUUCGACUGUUAGGAGGCGUACGGUUUCUCAACAGCCCACUUUAAGCAACAGGUGCCAUAUUUUUGGCUUCUUUGUGGGGAGCCCUGACACAAGCGCGUUUAUCGGAACUAACGGGAAAAGCACAGCGACACAGCGUGGUGCUUUCCAUCGGAAAACUAUUCCGGACCAGGGAAUUGACUCUUGAACUUGUGCUUUCCGCCUAUUAGUGUAUGAGACAUGGAAGUGCGGUCUUCCACCACCACGACUACCGUACUCGAGAGCAAGAACGAUGUGAGCGCUCAGGCCGCACGUGCGUCCAAGCGCACCAUGACUGAUGACUUCUACAGCACGUUCAGCUCUCCCUUGGCCUGGAUAUUGGUGCUGGCACUCAUCAUCACUUGGUCGGCCGUGGCCAUCAUAAUGUUUGACCUGCUGGACUCCAACAGUCUUGAAGCCCAUACAUUAUACUGUGACGACCCCUGUUUGCCACCUGGACCACAGGCACAUCGUUUCAGGAAAUCAUAUAAGGAGACAGGGGGCCUUAGAGGCACUGAUCCCAUGAAAAUGAUGAGCAGGGCCAUGGAGGAUACAUCUGACUGGAUAUCAUCAAUCUUCACUUUUAUGAGUAAUUUGGUAGCACCAGAGGAUGAGGAAGAAGUUGAGCGUCAUUCGGUGAAGAAGAAAGGAGAAUUUUUGCCAGCAAGGAAAAAAGUUUCAGCAAUGCAGACCAGAAGGUUUGUACAGAUGGAAGACGAGGAAGAAGAAGAAGAAGAGAUGAAGGUUCAUAAACAGAAGAAGACUGAUAAGAAGAAAAAAGAGGUAAGGGUUGAAAAGGAUGAGGAAGAUGAAGAAGAGGAGGAAGAGGAAGAAGAAGAAGAGGUGAAGGUUCAUAAACAGAAGAAGGCUGAUAAGAAGAAAAAAGAGGUAAGGGUGGAAAAGGAUGAGGAAGAUGAAGAAGAGGAUGAAGAAGAAGAAGUGAAGGUUCAGAAACAGAAGAAGACUCAUAAAAACAAAAAAGUAGAAAGAGUUGAAAAGGAUGAGGAACCGGAAGAAGAGGAGGAGGAAGAAGAAGAAGAGGUGAAGGUUCAUAAACAGAAGAAGACUCAUAAGAACAAAAAAUUGGAAAGAGUUGAAAAGGAUGAGGAACCCGAAGACGAGGAGGAGGAAGAAGAAGAAGAAGAAGAGCUGAAGGUUCAUAAAAAGAAGAAGACUGAUAUGAAGACAAAAGUGGUAAGAUUUGAAAAGGACAAGAAAGAGGAAAAAGAGGAGGAGGAAGAAGAGGGUUUGAAAGAGGAGGAGGAAGAAGAGGGUGAGAAAGAAGAAAAGGAGGAGGAGGAAGAAGAGAAGGGGGAAGGAGAGGAUGAGAAAGAAGAGGAGGAAAAAGUGAAGGAGGAAGAAUCUGCUGAGGUUGCUCAAGAAGAGGAAGAUGAGGAAGAAGAAGAAGAAGAGGAAGCAGCAGAGAAAGAUGUAAAAGUAAAGAAAGAAGAAAAGGAAGAGGAGGAGGAGGAAGAGGAAGAAAAGGAAACGGAAGAACAAGAUGAGGAAAAGGAAAAAGACGAAGAGGAGGAAACUGCAGCUUCAGCAGAACCUGAUGCUGAUGAGAAGAUUCUUAAAACUGCUUCAAAAGAUGAAACUAAAGAUGAUCUUAUCUCUGACAUCACGCCACCUUUGCCAACAGAGGAAGAUGAGGAUGAAACACCUGAUGUGGCAGAUAUUUCUGUCCCCAUAGACAUCAAAGAAAGCUCAGAUAUCGCAGAGGACAUAGAUACUGAUACAGAUGAUGAAAAACCUGAGGAGCCAGACCUUACAGAUGAUGAUACUAAAGAUGAUGACCAAACUGAGGAUAAAGAGUUUGAUGCCGAUGAUAUUGGUGAUAUCGGUAUUCUGCUCGGUGCUGGUGCUAUAGUCACUGAUGUUGAAGCAGAAGAAACUGACCUAAAAACACAAAUGGAGGAGGAAGCAGAGGAAAGGGAAGAAGGUGCCAAGCAAGAGGAAAUAGCAGAGAAAGCACCAGAACCAGAACCGGCUCCUACAGCAGCAGACGAGGAAUCGAAGGCAGAAGAGAAAGCUGAGAUACCUGUGAAAACGACAGAGGAAGAAAAGGAAGAAGAACAAAAAGAGCCCUUUGCCUGUCCUUGUAUGCAUUCAGAAAUACGCAAACAGCCACAAAAAGCCCAAGUCACUAAACCAAAGGAAGAAAAAGCUGAACCCGAGAGAGUCAAGAAAAGAGAACCAGAGGUCAAGAGAAGGGAACCCCUGCUUAAACAGAGAAAAGAAAAAGAAUCUCCAGUUAGAAAAAGACUAGAGAAAGCAAAAAAAGCACCAAGAGCAAAGACAGAGGCUGUAAACAUACCCAGAAAGAGAAAGCCCAGAGUCUCAAAUGAUAUUGAAGUAUUGGCGGCACCAGUGCCCAUGAACGACCUUCCUAUGUGCCGACCUACACCUGUGUAUUGUCCAGCGCCCCCUGGCUGGUAUGUGCAUCAUAUAGUCACAAGUAGUCCACUACCACCAUCGGCUAUUCCAGAAUCAGAAGUUCCUAUUUUAACAACCCGUCAAGCGCCUACUAUACUGAAAGAACCUGAAGCUGCUAAAGAAAAGCCAAAAGAAACCACAAAGAAGAAAGAACCAGCUGCACCCAAAGAAAAAGCCAAAACAAGUCCUGCAAAGAAGGAAGAGCUGGCAGGUGUAAAAGACAAAGUAAAACCUGCACCUGCUAAGAAAGACUUAGAGCCAACAGCUGGGAAACAGAGAGCUAAAAGAACAGAGAAAGUGAUCAUCAGAGAAAGACCAAAACCUACCUCUGGAAAGAAAGAGCCAGCAGUUACAAUGAAGGUGAAAGUGGCAGCAACAAAAAACAAGGAAAAGAGAGUUGGGAAGGAAGUGAAGCCUGAUGUAGAAGUCAAAAAGAAGGCAGCGUCAACACCCAAAACCAAGCAAGCCAUUAAAACACCAACUGUGGCAUCACCUGUACCAGCAAAAGAAGAAACUAUUAAAGAUACCCAAGGUAUGAAGCAGAUCAAGGAUAAACCAGCCGAGGAACAGACUCCAGAAAAAGAGCUGAAAGCUGAAGACAAUGUGACUGAGGGUAAAAAGCCAGGCAAGAUACCGUACUUCCAGUGUGUUUUAAUGAGUUCAAAAUCCAGCCAGUAUCCAUUGCGGCCCAUGUCCUCCGCUAUGAGUCCAGCCAUUAAUCCCGCCGUGAUGAGAGCCAUGAUGGAGCAGAGAGCCGCAUUACUGCAGCAGAAAGCCCGCGCAGCCGGACAGUAACCGGGCCCGAGCCCCGUUAAGCCUGGCCAGGUGCAAUCUGCAUAUGAACUGAUGUACAAACACAAUGUUGCUGUGCUCUGAGAGCUUUCCAUCUAAAAAAUCAAUGAGCGUUUAGACUUUAAUAGUUGGAGGGCCAUCCAGUCCUCUUUCUUUCUGCGAGUGGAGGUCUUUCCAUUCCUUUACAAGCGGGUUUUGAAUGUUAUCACAGUUUCACGAUUUUGACACAAUGCAAUUACAUCUAAUAUAUAAUUCAGCUAUGAUGUACAUUUUGAAUUAUAUUAUUUAAUGGAUAAUUUUUUAUUUAUUUAAGAACUUAAAUCGUCUGUUUACAUUUGUUACAGGGAGGAAUCUGCUGCUUCUCUUAUUAAGACCACUCAGAUUCAGACCCGGUUACAUACGUAAUGAUAUGAAGUGUUGCUCUUUAAGAUAUUUAUUUUUCUAUGUCAGAGUAUAUAUUCUCUUUAGGAAAAAUCUAGCAGCACAUUCAUUAAGGGCCUUAUCUCUUAUUGGCACAGGUCAUUUCCUUUGACUCAUUGAUAAUAAGAUUAUGUGUAGUAUGUCUGGGUUCUGUCGGGGUCCGGGAUCUCUGCAUUUGUAUGCGAGCCAUUAGAAGAUGGCAGGACGUCAUUAGGACUGAAUCUGAUUUGUACCUUAAAUAACGAAAGAGCUCUUAUGCAUUUAUGACAUUAGGAAAUUAUAGCAUAUAAGACCUGAAUAAUGAAAACCUAUAAUUUUACUUGACUACUUGAAGUAUCUUUUUCUGGUGUAAAAUACUGGUUUUGCCUUACAUAGUCAGAAGUUUUGGUGGUAUGUGAAUUUGUAAAAUCAAAAGUGAUUUCAAAGCAAUCAUGCUACUGAUUAUUUACAGUAUUUUACAGUACUUGUCUCCAGUGCAAUAUAGUCAUCUAACAGUAUGUUAAUUUACACUUAUAGGGAGAUGUUUAUCAUUUCAUUUUACAAUGACCAACAGUGCUUUUGAAGACUGUUACCUACAGUAUCUUACCGUUUUGUCUAUUCUCAGAAACGAGAGUAACUCUCCUGUUCCUGUAAUAUUUUGCUUUACGUAAUGCAAAUAUUGCAGGUAUGACAUUUUAAACCGGAAAUACGUUCCUUUACUAAAGAACAAGGUCUUUUCUGUGACCUCCUCGGUAUUACGUUUGACAUUGAAUGUAUUUUAUUUAAAGAUUGAGAGCGAACAGUUGACCGAUUUCAGUGCUGCAGACUGGAUGACAUGUUUGCACCAGAAGCUGUUUCUCUUUAAUCGGGACGCAGUGAGACAGUUAGCUGUCUGACUUUGAACCUGGAAGUAGGCCACAGAAAUAAUCUCUCUUUGAAGUAACAGCAUGCAGCUUGGUGCACAGUACUGUGGAUAUUCUUAUAAUGUUGACGAAUAACACAGAUAUUGAUGACACUAAAAAAAAACGACAAAUCGAAAAGACAGUUUUGUCUAACGAUGUCUUUAUCUUAUAAAAACACAGUUUUACGGUACUAAGCGACAGCUUACAGUAAGAAUGCAAUGUUUACAAGUGGGUCGUAAUUGUUAACAAUUUAACUUGUUUGAGUGCAAAGUCUGCUAUUGUGAAUUGUCAGAAAGUAGAGAGCACCAUAGAUUAAAAAACGUCCUCAUUUGUAAUAGUAAAAACUUACAUUUCAGGGGUUUAACUUAAAUAGUUUUUUCUGUUUCUAAAGUUUUUAAAAAAGUGUUUGGUAUUUGCAUGAACUCUUGGUACUGUAUGUUAGUAUGUGAUAGUUUCUAGUGUACUAAAUUAGCUUGACACUGAAUUCCCAUUCGAUUCACAUGUUUGAAAAAUUUGUCCAUUGUUUUAAUGAAUGUUGAAUAAAAGCUGUCAGCGAAACCA
Messenger RNA from Misgurnus anguillicaudatus (oriental weatherfish), 5250 nucleotides. NCBI's taxonomy places the organism in Eukaryota, Metazoa, Chordata, Actinopteri, Cypriniformes, Cobitidae. The record is from RefSeq and is a predicted model, not a curated record.